This is a messenger RNA of Wyeomyia smithii (pitcher-plant mosquito), 2107 nucleotides long. RefSeq lists its product as uncharacterized. Lineage: Eukaryota; Metazoa; Arthropoda; Insecta; Diptera; Culicidae. The record is from RefSeq and is a predicted model, not a curated record. The transcript is spliced from 2 exons. The coding region runs from base 445 to 1626 and encodes 393 amino acids.
AAAUAGCAACAACAUCAUCAGCUAUCGAAAACCCAAUGAGUCAUAUACCCAAGCAUGAUGUUGCUGUUUUUGGUGUGUCUUCUGAUUUGAAUGAUAUUAAUUUACCAACCGAUCUGGAUAUCUUGAGAUAUUAUUUUUACUUAAGCGAACGUGCAAAAACAGAACAAAAAAAGUUUUCUUAUAAACAAUUCUCUAAUCACGUAACAGAUAGGUUGGUUGGAAUUUGGGAAAAACUUGGUAUGGAAAUAAUUUAAAAAAAAAUAUGUUGCUGUUAAAUUGAAUAGAUUGGUUGACAAAUACCAAGCCGAAAUUAAGAAGACGAAUAGAGACCUUUUAGUGUUUACCGGUACUCUGAACGAAAUUUUUUAUAUUGGAGCAUGUAAAUGCGAUUUGACGGCAGCUCAAUGUAACUGCGGUUUGGUUCCAGAACGCCUCAAAGAGUUUAUGCACGAUCAACAUAAACAGAGAAGACUAACAAUUGAUGUAUUUCUGAUGGAAAUUGAAGAGCAAGGGACAUCGUCAUCAAUGCCAACAAUGCCAACAUACGAAGAUCCCGAUGAUACAACAAACGUAGACGUACCGAUGACGGUUGAUGAAGAUGUUAUGAAUAGAAGCACAAGUUCACAAUACACAGAAAGAUACGAUUGUUUUAACUUUGCCUUGAUGUGUGACAGAUUUGGUGUGUCUGAUAGAGUAGCGUCAGCAUUGGCAACCAGUCUUUUCAAAGAUUUUGAAAUGAAAGAUCAGCAUGGCGAACCUCUCAUCAUGGAUAAAUCGAAAGUUCGUAGAGAAAGAGAGAAAUGCAGACGAAUAGUGCUCCGCAAAAGGUUUGAUGAUUCCAGUUUAAUAGCGUUUUCAUUCGACGGCAGAAAAUAUGAUACUUAUACUAGAGAAAAAAUUGAUGGUAAGUAUCAUAGUAGGAUGGUAAAAGAACCUCACCUUGUUAUUUUGAGAGAACCGAAUUCUCGAUUGAUUGGUUACGCAAGACUGGUAGAGGAAAGUGCUGAAUACAAAACAACAAAAUUGAAUGAAUUUUUCAACGAUAAAAACAUAUCUCUGGAUGCAUUGAUUGGCAUAUGCACUGACGGUGAGCCAACAAACACUGGCACACACGGUGGAAUUAUACGAAGAUUCGAAUUGCUGCUAAAAAGACCAUUGCAUUGGUUUGUUUGCCUUCUACACUUCAACGAACUUCCGUUUCGACAUUUGUUUGGGGUUUUGGAUAAAUCAUCCACCACUGGACCAACAUCAACAACCGGGAAACUAAGCAAGCAAAUUGAAAAUUCUGAAGCUCUUCCGGUGGUGAGCGACUUUCAGAGAAUUGCGUUGGAAAAUAUGCCUCCUGUUGCAGAACAGCACGAAUAUUCCACCGAUUCGCAGUACUUAUACGACAUGGCACAUGUAAUUUCUAAUGGCGUGGUUUCUGUGGAUCUGGCUAACAUAAAACCAGGGAAAAUUGUACAUUCUCGCUGGCUCACCAAGGCCGCUAGAUUAUUACGAUUAUAUGUGACAAUGAAAAAACCACCUAAAAAUUUAAGAAUUCUGGUUGAAUUUAUAAUUAAGGUUUAUGUGCCAAUGUAUUUUAAUAUCAAGUAUUACAGCUCUGUCGUGUACGGUAGUGUAUAAUUUUUCAAGUACAUUACUUGGGCACAAUUUCUGGAGCCAAAUUUACGCACUGUUGUCAAUCAUGUAAUUAAAAAUAAUCCAUAUUUUGCACAUUCGGAAAAUAUCUUGCUAUCAAUGUUGUUUGAUGAUAGGAAAGAGGUGCGCGACUCUGCUAUCAAGAAAAUUUUACGAUAUCGAGACAAUGUUGAAGACCCAUCGGAACUUAGAGAAUAUAAAAAACCAGAUAUAAACUUCCAUUGCUUCGAUUACACGAAAAUGAUCGAUUUGACUGAUAAAAAUAACGUAUUUGAACCACCAUUCACGCGAAUCAUUCCGUAUGAAACAUUGAUAGCAUAUUUAAAUGAAGAUGAUUCACCAUUUACUGAUCCGCAUAUUCCAUUACAUAUACAAGGAACGGAACAACACGUUCAACUGCUAGCUAGCGUUUCCAAACGAGUAAUAUCGGAAAAUGUAGAGGCUGUUAUGGAGGCGACAUUAGAUA